Dermacentor albipictus is the source of this 1539-nucleotide messenger RNA. RefSeq lists its product as uncharacterized. The record is from RefSeq and is a predicted model, not a curated record. NCBI's taxonomy places the organism in Eukaryota, Metazoa, Arthropoda, Arachnida, Ixodida, Ixodidae.
CCGACAAAGAAGACGUAGACCGAGCGCGCGUGGUGGUGGCGUUCUUUGAGGCCCUGCCCUUUUAACACGUCUGAGAGCUUGCAAUUGACACGCCGGCAAACAAGCAGCAUAAAACGAUGCAGCCUUCGUCAAAGUAUUCACAUGCGGCACUCUACCACCCCUUUGGAUAUCAAUACUACGACCAGCAGCUGCCGGUGUACGGAACCAUCCCAGCCGCCGCCACUGCACAAAACGCGGCUCCUUUCAGCUACAUGGCGCCCGUCGCUCUGGUCCAGGAGUCAGGACUGCCACCUCAGUCAGCCUCAACGGAAGAUAGCGCAGUGUCUGAGUUAGGGCCGUCGCUUGGGAGCCCCGGGGCAGCAGUGAUGGCGGAGGCUGAUGGCAACACUUUCCUGCACCGGCUCACUUUCGUGCUCACGGCAGUGUCCGUGUGCGCCGUCCUGGGCCUCCUAAUGACGGCCGCUGCAGCAGGCCGACAUAUGCUGUUUUUUGGCGAGCUAACGGAACCAAACACCGACGCGCCCUUCGGCCUGAUGGAUUUAAAAUUCAGGCACUCCCUGCGCCCACCCACCAAUGAUACGGCGAAAGGGACAGAGUCCAGCGUGACUCAGCCGAUAUUGGAAAAAAUGGAACUCGUUCCCAGUGGCAAUCACAAGGUUGAUGCGGACGUCCUCGAAGGUACCGACGCACACAUGAGGUUCGAUAUCCAAGAUGACACCGCCGGUGCGGAGACCACCGCCGCUCUGCCACCUGUCACCCAGCCACCUGUCACCCCGCCACCUGUCACCCCGCUGAAGAAACGCAGCUCGCCGUCCCCGUCAUACAAUAGCGAUCAGCCGCAGUUGAAUAAUUAUGAGGGCGUUUCGAGGUGCGGCCGCGCUCAGUUCGUGUUCUGCGGGAACGAGACCAGUGCCUUCUACCACGUUGCGGGUGCCGAUGGAGGCACCUGCCUGGUCAGCACGCGUGGCCACCCGAACAUCUGCAACCGGAGUCCCAACGGGUUCAGCUCGCUGAGCGACUGCGAGCGGUUCUGUGUCGACCGGAAGCACCCGCAGAAGCGAUGCGGCGGCCCAGCGAUUUUCUCCACUUGCGCCAGGAUGGACAUGAAAAAACACUGGUGGUUCCACGACGGUCUGUCCUGUCGUCAAUGGCAGUACCCUUCUGGUACCUGUCCGUCAGCCAACAGCGAUACCUACGGCACCUUCCAGGAAUGCUACAACAGGUGUGCACACCAUGCGGAGCGCGACUGGGUGUGCCGUCAGCCACAACCGGUCGCAUGCGCGAAGGCUCACAUCAGGCACCCUUACUUUGCGGUGUCAUCCGGGGACGGCAUGUUCAGGUGCCUGGAAGCAAGCCCGGAUAAUCUUCGUGGUCACAUCUGCUUAACAGGGAAAAAUAACUUCAAGAGUUCCGAGGCAUGUCAGAAGGCGUGCGGGAAUAAGCCAGUGGCUUAACACGCCCGUCGAGCUGUUCUUGCUGUCCGGGAAGUCAUCUCCGAAACAACACUACAUUUACCUAUAGAUUGUAUAUCUCCACUGA